Messenger RNA from Helianthus annuus (common sunflower), 1974 nucleotides. RefSeq names its product putative F-box/FBD/LRR-repeat protein At4g13965. Gene Ontology annotation, molecular function: protein binding. The coding region runs from base 254 to 1897 and encodes 547 amino acids. NCBI's taxonomy places the organism in Eukaryota, Viridiplantae, Streptophyta, Magnoliopsida, Asterales, Asteraceae. The transcript has 4 exons. The record is from RefSeq and is a predicted model, not a curated record.
AGUCCAAUUUUUUCCUCACUCGACAUUUCACAAAUCACUCCCGUCUCCAAAACCCCAUAAUCGACAAGUCAUUAAACCCUAAAAUCGUUUGGAACAACAUCGCUCGACCGUACAGAAAGAAAGAAAGAAAAUUGAGCUUCUGGAAUCAAGUUAUGGAAUUAACAAUCAACUUAUUAUCUGUUUAUGAUAAAGUAUACAAUUAUGAGUACAUGGAUGAAUAACAUUACUACGGUAGUGUUAGCACGAGGAGAUAAUGGAUUCCGAACAUAAUAAAGCUAGAACGAAUGCACAAGUCGAUCGGCUAAGCAUGUUGCCGGAUGAUCUCAUCCAUAGAAUCCUCUCUCUUAUUCACAUUAAACAUGCUGUUCAAAUCACUGCUUUGUCUUCUAGAUGGCGGUUUAUCUGGACUUCUAUGCCCUGUCUCAACAUCUCAACCGACGAUUUCCGUUCUUUACGUGCCUUCUCUGAGUUUGUUAACAAUGUUUUGUCUCAUCGCAACGAUCAAACUGAAGUUUAUUCAGUCAACCUCAGUUUUCGUGAAGCACUUAGCGAGGCGUUGCUGAAAAGGAUUCUUGACUAUGCGUUCUCUCACAAUAUCCGACAACUGACUGUAACAUGGCUGCGUGAUGACAAGAUUGAUUUUCCUCUUUUUCUCCUUCGUUCUCGGUCCCUUAAAUAUCUUAGUUUGACUGGAUCUUCUAUUAGCUUUUUUGAUCCGUAUUCUAUUAUUCUUGAAUCAACAUGGGACCUCCCGGCUCUAACGACGUUGAAGCUUGAUUACGUCGCGUUUUAUGAUGAUAAUGGCACCGGUAUUUUCUCAAAGUGUGCAAACUUAAAGAAUCUCACCUUAAGUAACUUUACAAUACUGGAAUCAUCUAAGUUUACUAUUUGUCAUCCUCAACUUUCUAAUCUCACACUUGAAAAUGGAUGUGGGACUCUGCAUGCUUUCAAUGUGGUUGCACCUCAACUCAAGAAUCUUACUAUAAGAAGGUGUUACGGCAAGCAUCUAAUUGCCGCACCCAACCUUGCGUCCUUGCUCUUUAGUAGUUCGUUCUUCGGUAGUCCUUGUUUUUUGCAGUUCUCUACAGAUUUGUGUUCUUUGGAGAAGGUGGAUCUUUGCAUUUACUCUUCAACUGUGUGGAGUGGUUCUCGCAUUGCUUGUCUGCUUCAACAGCUACACAAUGUCAAAUUUCUUACGUUUAACUUGGAGUUGGUUAAGCCACUUUCUUCAUACAUGGAACAAAUCUCACUUCAACCGUCUCCGUUUUCUAACUUAAAGAAAUUAAAGAUAUAUCCCCUUUACGUACCCCGGGAUGAUGAAGCACAUGAGAAAGUAACUAUGUCUACUAAAGUAUUAAACUAUUUGCUAGAUGGUUCUCCAAGUGCUACACUCACAAUGAUCUCGUAUGAGGAAACAAAAGCAAAACAGCAGAAGGCUCAGGCGUUUGCGAAUGCCGUAGAAGCACAAAAGCGUAUGUCAAGUUUACAGGGUUUGUUAGAGAAGGAGAAAGCUAAUAUUGAGACUCGUAUGAAUCGGAGGAAGGCACCAACAGAGGCAGAUACGCAUGAUCAAGGGAAAACACAAGUGGAGAAUGUGCAACUGCACUUUGAGAGGAAAAUGGCCAAGAUGAAGAGCUGCUGGGAAGAUGUCGGUGUACAGAUUGAUCAAGGCGGAUCAACGGCUCGUGACAUCCUCUCCCGGUUGCGUGACAUUGAAGAAUUAUUACUGAAAGACCUCCCUACUUCAAAGAGGGAUAAGUUGCUGGCAUGUUUUUCCGGUCUCUGUGCAGAGGUUGACAACGUCAUGGAGAAAAUAUUACAUCAUAUGAAAAUCCCACAAAUCCAUUUAAGUGACUGCUUUAACCAGCUUGCUGCAACAUCACUGUCGUCUUCUUAGCAAGUUGUAAGUUUGUGAAGGAUCUGUAUGCAAUAACAAAGUUGCACUUGUAAUUACAUGUCUGUUUGGAUUUAAAA